This is a messenger RNA of Marmota flaviventris (yellow-bellied marmot), 2682 nucleotides long. Its product is annotated as zinc finger protein 709. Gene Ontology annotation, biological process: regulation of transcription by RNA polymerase II. Gene Ontology annotation, cellular component: nucleus. The record is from RefSeq and is a predicted model, not a curated record. Lineage: Eukaryota; Metazoa; Chordata; Mammalia; Rodentia; Sciuridae. Gene Ontology annotation, molecular function: RNA polymerase II cis-regulatory region sequence-specific DNA binding; DNA-binding transcription activator activity, RNA polymerase II-specific.
GGGGCCGCUCUCCACCUUGGGUCUCAUCGCCGCUGGAGGGCCUCAGGUGGCACUAGCACCUGCGCGGGCCGCCGGAGCCUUAGGGAGGACGCCGGGACACCCGGAAGCCGGGAAAUGGACUCAGUGGCCUUUGAGGAUGUGGCUGUGAACUUCACCCAGGAGGAGUGGGCUUUGCUGGAUCCCUUUCAGAAGAAACUCUACAGAGAUGUGAUGCAGGAAACCUUCAUUAACUUGGCGUCUAUAGGGGAAAAUUGGGAAGACCAGAACACUGAAGAUAAAUACAAAAGCCAGGGGAGAAAUCUUAGAGGUUGUACUGUAGAGAGACUCUGUGAACGAAAAGAAGGUCAAUUUGGGGAAAGCAUUCGUCAGACUCCAAAUCUUAAACGGAACAAGAAAACUAUUCCUGGAGUAAAACCACAUGAGUGCAGUGUGUGUGGAAAAGUCUACAUGUGUCAUUCAUCUCUUAACAGGCACAUGAAAUGUCACACAGAACGCAAACCAUAUGAGAACCACAAAUAUGGAGAGAAGUCCUAUGAAUGUAAGGAAUGUGGGAAAACAUUCAACUUUCGGAGUUCAUUUCGAAUACAUGAAAGGACUCACACUGGAGAGAAACCCUAUAAAUGCAAGCAAUGUGGGAAAGCUUUCUGUUGGCCCAGUUCCUUUCAGAUACAUGAAAGGACUCACACUGGAGAGAAACCCUAUGAAUGUAAGGAGUGUGGCAAAGCCUUCAUUUAUCACACAACAUAUCGAGGACACAUGAGAAUGCACACAGGAGAGAAACCUUAUCAGUGUAAAGAAUGUGGGAAAACCUUCAGUCACCCGAGUUCAUUUCGAAACCAUGAAAGAACUCACUCUGGAGAGAAACCUUAUGUAUGUGAACAAUGUGGAAAAGCCUUCAGAUACUACCAAACUUUUCAAAUACAUGAAAGGACUCACACUGGAGAAAAGCCCUAUCAGUGUAAGCAAUGUGGGAAAGCUCUCAGUUGUCCCACUUCGUUUCGAAGUCAUGAAAGGAUUCACACUGGAGAAAAACCCUACAAAUGUAGAAAAUGUGGCAAAGCCUUCAGUUUUCCUAGUUCCUUUCGAAAACAUGAAAGAAUUCAUACUGGAGAGAAACCUUAUGAUUGUAAGCAGUGUGGGAAAGCGUUCAUUUCUCUUCCAAGCUUUCGAAGACAUAUGAUAAUGCACACUGGGAAUGGGCCUUAUAAAUGUAAGGAAUGUGGGAAAGCCUUUGAUUGUCCCAGUUCAUUUCAAAUUCAUGAAAGAACUCACACUGGAGAGAAACCCUAUGAGUGUAAACAGUGUGGGAAAGCCUUCAGUUGUUCCAGUUCCUUUCGAAUGCAUGAAAGGACUCACACUGGGGAAAAACCCCAUGAAUGUAAACAAUGUGGUAAGGCCUUCAGUUGUUCAAGUUCUGUUCGAAUACAUGAAAGGACUCACACUGGAGAGAAGCCCUAUGAGUGUAAACAGUGUGGAAAAGCCUUUAGUUGUUCCAGUUCAUUUAGAAUGCAUGAAAGAAUUCACACUGGAGAGAAGCCCUAUGAGUGUAAACAGUGUGGUAAGGCCUUCAGUUUUUCCAGUUCAUUUCGAAUGCAUGAAAGGACACACACUGGAGAGAAGCCUUAUGAAUGUAAGCAAUGCGGGAAAGCCUUCAGUUGUUCCAGUUCAUUUCGAAUGCAUGAAAGGACUCACACUGGGGAAAAACCCUAUGAAUGUAAGCAUUGUGGGAAAGCCUUCAGUUGUUCAAGUUCCAUUCGAAUACAUGAAAGGACUCACACUGGGGAAAAACCCUAUGAAUGUAAACAAUGUGGCAAAGCCUUCAGUUGUUCUAGUUCUGUUCGAAUGCAUGAAAGAACUCACACUGGAAAGAAACCCUAUGAAUGUCAACAGUGUCAUAAGGCCUUCAGUUGUUCCCGAUCCUUUCGGAUCCAUGAAAGAACUCACACUGGAGAGAAACCCUAUGAAUGUCAACAGUGUGGUAAAGCAUUUAAGUGUUCCCGUUCCUUUCGAAUACAUGGAAGAACUCACAAUGGACAGUAACUAAUUGUAGACAGCAUGGUAAAGCAUUCAGUUGACUUUGAAGAUAUGAAAAGAUAUGAAAGGACUCUUGCUGUAGAGAAACCCUGUGAAUAUAAAAUGAAAGAAAACUUUCAGUUCUCUGGGUGUGAAUACCAGAAGGAGCUCUUACUGGAGAGAAACCCUAUGACCACAAGCAAUAUGGGAAAAAGCCUUCAGUGAUCAGCUUUUUGAGGACAUGCAAGAAUGCAUUCUGGAGGAAUACUCAUAAAUGUCAAGAAUAUGUAAAAGCCUUCAGUUGUCCCAGUUUAUUUAGAAAUCAUACACAAACACACUGGAGAGCAGUUUAUCGAAUGCAAAACAAUGUGGGAAAGAUUUCAGUUGGCCAUGUUCUAACAUAAUAUAUGAGAAGGCACACUGGAGAGGAAUUGUAUAAAAGUGAAAAGCAAUGGAAAGUUUUUUUUUUUUGUCAAAUAUUCAUGUAAUAUUCCCUCUAUGUGAAUCUUCAAACUCAUGUAAAGACUCCUACUGGAGAGAGGUCCUUUAAGUGUACAUAAUACAAAUUAAUUCAUGUCUAUCAUUCCAGAACAUUUACAACAUGAAAGAAAUGUUAUAAAACAUGCAAGCUUAUUUUUCAGUUGUUUAUUAAAGUAUCCCUGGACUAUG